GGCACGGAGCCGCGUAGACUGACUGUUUCCUGGGACGAAGCCACGGGGUAUCGGACCCCACCAGGAUUAUAAAACAGGGCGGAGGGAAGGGAGACCCCGAGGACCCCUCUCCAGGCUGGUCACCAUGUGGGGGCUUUUGAUCUGGACGCUGCUAGCUCUGCAUCAGAUCCGCGCGGCCAGAGCCCAAGAUGAUGUGUCCCCGUAUUUCAAGACAGAGCCUGUGCGGACACAGGUGCACCUGGAAGGAAACCGCCUGGUGCUUACAUGCAUGGCCGAGGGCAGCUGGCCACUGGAGUUCAAGUGGCUCCACAACAACAGGGAGCUGACCAAGUUCUCCCUGGAAUACAGAUACAUGAUCACCAGCCUGGACCGCACCCACGCUGGCUUUUACCGUUGCAUCGUGCGGAACCGAAUGGGGGCCCUGCUGCAGCGGCAAACCGAGGUCCAGGUGGCCUACAUGGGGAGCUUUGAGGAGGGUGAGAAGCACCAGAGCGUCUCCCACGGAGAAGCAGCUGUCAUCCGUGCCCCGCGCAUCGCCAGCUUCCCCCAGCCACAGGUGACCUGGUUCCGGGACGGCCGCAAGAUCCCGCCCAGCAGCCGCAUAGCCAUCACGCUGGAGAACACCCUUGUCAUCCUGUCAACGGUGGCCCCUGACGCAGGUCGCUACUAUGUGCAGGCUGUUAAUGACAAGAACGGGGAUAACAAGACCAGCCAGCCCAUCACGCUCACCGUGGAGAAUGUAGGGGGGCCUGCAGACCCCAUCGCACCCACCAUCAUCAUCCCACCUAAAAACACCAGCGUGGUGGCCGGGACCUCAGAGGUUACCUUGGAGUGUGUGGCCAAUGCCAGGCCCCUGAUCAAGCUACAUAUCAUUUGGAAGAAGGAUGGGGUGUUGCUGUCAGGCGGCAUCAGUGACCACAACCGCCGGCUCACCAUCCCCAACCCCACCAGCAGUGACGCCGGCUACUACGAGUGUGAGGCUGUCCUGCGCAGCAGCAGCGUCCCCUCUGUCGUCCGGGGCGCCUACCUCUCAGUGCUGGAACCGCCUCAGUUUGUCAAGGAGCCAGAAAGACACAUCACUGCGGAGAUGGAGAAGGUGGUGGACAUCCCCUGUCGGGCCAAAGGUGUGCCGCCGCCCUCCAUCACCUGGUAUAAGGACGCAGCCGUGGUGGAGGUGGAGAAGUUGACCCGCUUCCGGCAGCGCAGCGACGGGGGCCUGCAGAUCAGCGGCCUGGUGCCCGAUGAUACCGGCAUGUUCCAGUGCUUCGCCCGCAAUGCAGCCGGCGAGGUGCAAACUUCCACCUACCUGGCUGUCACCAGCAUCGCCCCUAACAUCACCAGAGGCCCCCUGGACAGCACGGUGAUCGACGGCAUGUCAGUGGUGCUAGCAUGUGAGACCUCGGGGGCGCCCCGACCAGCUAUCACUUGGCAGAAAGGGGAGCGCAUCUUGGCCAGUGGCUCUGUGCAGCUGCCUCGCUUCACACCCCUGGAGUCGGGCAGCCUCCUCAUCAGCCCCACACACAUCUCCGACGCGGGGACCUACACCUGCCUGGCCACCAACUCUCGGGGGGUCGAUGAGGCCUCAGCAGACCUAGUCGUUUGGGCUCGGACCCGCAUCACCAAGCCCCCCCAGGAUCAGAGUGUCAUCAAGGGCACCCAGGCCUCCAUGGUGUGCGGAGUGACCCACGACCCCCGAGUGACCAUCAGGUACAUCUGGGAGAAAGACGGGGCUACCCUGGGCACGGAGAGCCAUCCUCGUAUCCGCCUGGACAGAAACGGCUCCCUGCACAUCUCACAGACGUGGUCGGGAGACAUCGGCACGUACACCUGCCGGGUGAUCUCAGCAGGAGGCAACGACUCUCGCAGUGCCCACCUGCGAGUCAGGCAACUGCCCCACGCGCCCGAGCACCCAGUGGCCACUCUCAGCACCGUGGAAAGGCGAGCCAUCAACCUGACGUGGACCAAGCCCUUUGAUGGCAACAGCCCCCUGAUCCGCUACAUUCUGGAGAUGUCGGAGAACAAUGCCCCCUGGACUGUACUCCUGGCCAGUGUGGACCCCAAAGCUACCUCAGUGACAGUCAAGGGCCUAGUUCCUGCACGCUCCUACCAGUUCCGUCUUUGUGCCGUCAACGACGUGGGGAAAGGACAGUUCAGCAAAGACACCGAGAGGGUCUCCCUCCCCGAGGAGCCCCCCACGGCCCCUCCACAGAACGUCAUCGCCAGCGGUCGAACCAACCAGUCCAUCAUGAUCCAGUGGCAGCCGCCUCCUGAGAGCCACCAGAAUGGAAUUCUCAAGGGCUACAUCAUCAGGUACUGCCUGGCCGGGCUGCCCGUGGGGUACCAGUUUAAGAACAUCACGGAUGCUGAUGUGAACAACCUGCUGCUGGAGGAUCUCAUCAUUUGGACCAACUACGAGAUCGAGGUGGCUGCUUACAACAGCGCUGGGCUGGGGGUCUACAGCAGUAAAGUCACCGAGUGGACGCUGCAGGGAGUUCCCACGGUCCCUCCGGGCAAUGUGCACGCGGAAGCCACCAAUUCCACGACCAUCCGCUUCACCUGGAACGCCCCCAGCCCCCAGUUCAUCAACGGCAUCAACCAGGGCUACAAGCUGAUCGCCUGGGAGCCGGAACAGGAAGAGGAGGUUACCAUGGUGACCGCCAGGCCUAACUUUCAAGACAGCAUCCACGUGGGCUUCGUGUCUGGCUUGAAGAAGUUCACCGAGUACUUCACCUCAGUGCUGUGUUUCACCACCCCCGGGGACGGGCCACGCAGCACCCCGCAGCUGGUGCGCACCCAUGAGGAUGUGCCUGGGCCCGUGGGACACCUGAGCUUCAGUGAGAUCCUGGACACAUCGCUGAAGGUCAGCUGGCAAGAGCCGGGAGAGAAAAAUGGCAUCCUCACAGGGUACCGGAUCUCCUGGGAGGAGUACAAUCGAACCAACACCCGUGUGACCCACUACCUGCCCAACGUGACCCUGGAGUACCGUGUCACGGGCCUCACCGCGCUCACCACCUACACCAUCGAGGUGGCCGCCAUGACCUCAAAGGGCCAGGGCCAAGUGUCCGCCUCCACCAUCUCCUCUGGGGUGCCCCCAGAACUCCCAGGGCCCCCUACCAACCUGGGCAUUUCCAACAUCGGCCCCCGCUCUGUGACCUUGCAGUUCAGGCCAGGCUACGAUGGGAAAACCUCCAUCUCCCGCUGGCUGGUGGAAGCCCAGGUAGGCGUGGUUGGGGAGGGAGAGGAGUGGUUGCUGAUCCACCAGCUCUCCAAUGAGCCCGAUGCCCGCUCCAUGGAGGUGCCCGACCUCAACCCCUUCACCUACUACAGCUUCCGCAUGCGCCAGGUGAACAUCGUGGGCACCAGCCCCCCCAGUCAGCCUUCUAGAAAGAUCCAGACCCUGCAGGCACCCCCUGACAUGGCCCCAGCCAAUGUGUCUCUGCGCACAGCCAGUGAGACCAGCCUGUGGCUGCGCUGGAUGCCUCUCCCGGAGAUGGAAUACAAUGGGAACCCUGAGUCCGUGGGCUAUAAGAUCAAGUACAGCCGGUCAGACGGGCAUGGCAAGACGCUGAGCCACGUGGUGCAGGACCGUGUGGAGCGGGAGUACACCAUCGAGGACCUGGAGGAGUGGACAGAGUACCGCGUCCAGGUCCAGGCCUUCAACGCCAUCGGGAGCGGGCCCUGGAGCCAGACGGUGGUGGGCAGGACCCGGGAGUCAGUCCCUUCUUCCGGCCCCACCAAUGUGUCUGCACUGGCCACCACCUCCAGCAGCAUGCUGGUGCGCUGGAGCGAGGUCCCCGAGGCCGAUCGCAACGGGCUCGUGCUGGGCUAUAAGGUGAUGUAUAAGGAGAAGGACUCGGACACCCAGCCCCGAUUCUGGCUGGUGGAAGGCAACUCGUCUCGCAGUGCCCAGCUGACCGGCUUGGGCAAAUACGUGCUCUAUGAAGUCCAGGUGCUGGCCUUCACACGCAUCGGGGACGGCAGCCCCAGCCACCCUCCCAUCCUGGAGCGGACGCUGGAUGAUGUCCCAGGACCACCCAUGGGCAUCCUGUUCCCAGAGGUGCGGACCACGUCUGUGCGGCUGAUCUGGCAGCCCCCUGCUGCCCCCAAUGGCAUCAUUCUUGCUUACCAGAUCACACACCGGCUCAACACCACCACGGCCAACACCGCCACUGUGGAGGUGCUGGCACCCAGCGCCCGGCAGUACACAGCCACGGGCCUCAAGCCAGAGUCUGUCUACCUGUUCCGCAUCACGGCCCAGACCCGCAAGGGCUGGGGAGAAGCUGCCGAGGCCUUGGUGGUGACCACCGAGAAGAGAGACCGUCCGCAGCCCCCCAGCAGGCCGAUGGUGCAGCAGGAGGAUGUGAGAGCACGCAGCGUGCUGCUGUCCUGGGAGCCAGGGAGCGACGGGCUCUCCCCUGUGCGCUACUACACCAUCCAGACCCGCGAGCUGCCCAGCGGCACGUGGGCACUGCACUCGGCCUCCGUGAGCCACAACGCCUCCAGCUUCAUUGUGGACAGGCUGAAGCCCUUCACGUCCUACAAGUUCCGAGUGAAGGCGACCAAUGACAUUGGCGACAGCGAGUUCAGCGAGGAGUCGGAGUCACUGACCACCCUGCAGGCUGCCCCCGACGAAGCACCCACCAUCCUCUCCGUGACGCCCCACACCACCACCUCCGUGCUAAUCCGAUGGCAGCCGCCAGCAGAGGACAAGAUCAAUGGCAUCCUCCUGGGCUUCCGGAUCCGAUACCGGGAGCUGCUCUAUGAAGGACUGAGGGGCUUCACGCUUCGAGGCAUCAACAACCCAGGGGCCACAUGGGCUGAGCUUACCUCCAUGUACUCCAUGCGGAACCUGAGCCGGCCCAGCCUCACGCAGUACGAGCUGGACAACCUGAACAAGCACAGGCGGUACGAGAUACGGAUGAGCGUGUACAACGCUGUGGGCGAGGGGCCCUCCAGCCCCCCGCAGGAGGUCUUUGUUGGGGAGGCAGUGCCCACAGCAGCACCUCGUAACGUGGUCGUCCACGGCGCCACAGCCACACAGCUGGACGUGACUUGGGAGCCACCUCCGCUGGACAGCCAGAAUGGAGACAUCCAGGGGUACAAGAUUUAUUUCUGGGAAGCCCAGCGGGGGAACCUCACGGAGCGAGUGAAGACGCUUUUCCUGGCUGAGAACAGCGUGAAGCUCAAGAACUUGACUGGCUACACGGCCUACAUGGUCAGCGUGGCCGCCUUCAACGCCGCUGGGGAUGGGCCUCGGAGCACCCCCACCCAAGGCCAGACCCAGCAAGCAGCCCCCAGCGCUCCCAGCUCGGUCAAGUUCAGUGAGCUGACCACAACCUCAGUGAACGUGUCCUGGGAAGCCCCGCAGUUCCCCAAUGGCAUCCUGGAGGGCUACAGGCUGGUGUACGAGCCCUGCAGCCCCGUGGAUGGAGUCAGCAAGAUCGUGACAGUGGACGUGAAGGGGAACAGCCCCCUGUGGCUGAAGGUGAAGGACCUGGCGGAGGGGGUGACCUACAGGUUCCGCAUCAGAGCCAAGACCUUCACCUACGGGCCGGAGAUCGAAGCCAACGUCACCACGGGCCCCGGAGAAGGUGCCCCAGGACCGCCUGGCGUGCCCAUCAUCGUGCGGUACAGCUCUGCCAUCGCCAUUCACUGGUCCAGCGGAGACCCGGGCAAAGGGCCCAUCACCCGCUACGUCAUCGAGGCCAGACCUUCAGACGAGGGACUGUGGGACAUCCUCAUCAAAGACAUCCCCAAGGAGGUGAGCUCCUACACGUUCAGCAUGGACAUCCUGAAGCCGGGCGUGAGCUAUGACUUCCGGGUCAUCGCCGUCAACGACUACGGCUUCGGCACCCCCAGCAGCCCCUCCCAGUCUGUGCCAGCCCAGAAAGCCAACCCCUUCUAUGAGGAGUGGUGGUUCUUGGUGGUCAUUGCCCUGGUCGGCCUCAUCUUCAUCCUGCUUCUGGUCUUCGUGCUCAUCAUCCGGGGCCAGAGCAAGAAGUACGCCAAGAAGACAGACUCGGGGAACAGUGCCAAGUCUGGAGCCCUAGGCCACAGCGAGAUGAUGAGCUUGGAUGAAAGCAGCUUCCCUGCCCUGGAACUCAACAACAGGCGGCUCUCCGUCAAGAACUCUUUCUGCCGAAAGAACGGCCUGUACACCAGGUCUCCCCCCAGGCCCAGCCCGGGCAGCCUGCACUACUCGGAUGAGGAUGUCACCAAAUACAACGACCUCAUCCCUGCAGAGAGCAGCAGCCUGACGGAGAAGCCCUCAGAAAUCUCCGACUCUCAGGGAAGUGACAGCGAGUACGAGGUCGACUCAAACCACCAGAAGGCCCACUCCUUUGUCAACCACUACAUCAGUGACCCCACAUACUACAACUCGUGGCGGCGACAGCAGAAGGGCAUCUCGAGGGCACAGGCCUACAGCUACACGGAGAGCGACUCGGGUGAGCCAGACCACGCCACCGUCACCAACAGCACCAGCACCCAGCAGGGCAGCCUCUUUCGGCCCAAGGCCAGUCGGACUCCAACGCCCCAGAACCCCCCUAACCCCCCAAGUCAGCAGAGCACCCUCUACCGUCCCCCCAGCAGCCUGGCCCCAGGCUCCCGGGCUCCCAUAGCAGGAUUUUCAUCAUUUGUUUGACAUCAGAAGAGGAAAAAGCAAGAAAGAGAAAUGGCACCAAACUCCUCCUUCACCCCUCCUCUCACUGCCUGCCAGAAAACAAAAACACCAAGAAACCAAGUCAACUUUUCACCUCCUGAGUUUAUUUUUCCAGAGAUUUCAGGGCCAGCAAAGCCGGCGUUCAGAAGGAGGGAGAAAACCGUGAGAGGAUGUAUGUGGCCAGCAGCUCUUCAGCUUUGAGAUGGUGGGGUUCACUGCUCCCUUGGGAAUUACACGGAGCUGGGGAAGUGGCUGUGUCACUGCUAUGGACACGGAGUGGGGCGGGCAUCUGGAGAGAGAGGGGGAGCGGAGGCUAAGGACUGGAGGCCGCCAGGCAGGCAUGGCCGAGGGAAGAAAAAGCUUCUGGAUGUCCAGCCAGCUGCCCCCUUCCAGCCCCUCCAGGACCCCUGGACCCACUGCCGCUGCUCUCUGCAAAAAGGAUGGGCAUCCCGGAGGCCACGCCUACCUUCUCUCUCUGCUCCUCCUUCCCUCCGUGCACCAUCACUGUGGCUGGCAGGCAUCGGACAGCCUCAUCCAGACCCCCUGCCCUGUCUUGGCAACCUCUACUGCCCAUCUCCCCUGCUCAACUUCUCCACCAAGCAUUUGGUUUAUUUAGAAAAAGGAAGAAAAACAAAAAACAAAAAACUAAAGGGUGAGAAUUUGCUUACCGCCUUCCUUGUUCCUGCAUAUUUUUUAAAAUUUUGAAUCCAAGGAAGAGAGCCCAAGGGUAGGGGAGAAACCCCCCACAACUGACCCCUGCCUCCCUGUGCUGGAAUUGACUUUCCUGAGCAUGGACAAGGAAAGGUGAAGUCUGGGGAGCAGAGGUGUAAAUAAGGCGACUGGCCUUGGCACUGUGGGAUGAUUAGGUUUAAUGCAUUGUGGGCGAGAUAAGAAUGACACUUUGACGGUUCUCUUUCUUCCAAUCCAGGUUCCAUCCGUCCUCUCUUUAAAGGGGUAGUCAGCUUCCCAAGGCUGGGGAGUGGGGCACAGCUGAGGGAUCUCCCUCUGGGCAGACACAUCACUCUGCACUGGAUAGAUCCUCACCACACACACACACACACACACACACACACACACAAUCUGCUCCAAGGAGUGUUCUGCAAAAAGCCACAUCCAGUGGCCAGGAUCUUCCCGUCCACUUGGUACUUACGGAUGCCAGGGUUUAGGGAGAGGCCUUUCUAUCUAACUCCAUACGUUGUCCAAGGCCCUCUGUGCCCUCAGCCAGCCCUGUAAGGCCAGCCCAACACCUGCCCCACCGCUGAGAUGGGUGGCAGAUGGCCCACAGGGGCCUGUCUGAUUCAGCGUGAGCCCCUUCGUGGAGCAGGGCUCCCUCUGUGCACUGUGUACAGGCGCUGCUGGCCCUGCCCAAGAGAUGAUGCUCUGUUGGGGUGGGUGAGCAGAGUUCAAGGAAGCCCAAGUAGGAGAUUCGGGAAACAUGCCAAGGUAAGAGAGAGCCUGGACCACUCUCCUACAGCCCCAAGUCAGUCACUGUGCUAAUGGUGACCGGGAAGGGAAGUCAGGGUCUGGGGCCCAAAGAACGGGCACACCCAGCCAUGAGUUUUUCCUGAAGCACUUGACCCCUGGGAAAUGUGAACGGGGAGAUGCUGGAAGAUGGCUCAGCAGACAGGCCAGCCCAGCUCCAGUGUCCAAAAAGCGGUUUCUCCAAUAAGGAGGCCUGGGAAGGGAAGCACAAUCUUCCCCAAAGGAGAACUAGGGGCUGAGGUUCUGCCCCUCCAGGAAGUAAGGUGCUCUCGGGGCCUCCUUGGACUUGUCUGGGGGCUGCAGUGGAGUCAGCUGGACACCUGCUCCACCCCUGCCACCUCCGCCCCCACCCUCUGCAGCAUCUGGCAUCUCCAUGGCAGCACAUCUGCAGCUGCCGGCCUGUGAUCAUGCUGCGCAGCUUUCUUUUCUUUCCUCCCAUCUUUUUUUUUUUUUUUAAAUAACUUCAUCCUUUUCCCUCUCUGCUGAGCAUUUAACCAUUUAAGGAAGUUCCCAGUUUGCAUUAGGGAAUUAUUUAAGCCCAGCCCAGUGAGGGAUUAUUUGGGAGGAAGCAGGGGUGAGUAAAAACAUUGUGUCUGUGUAUAUAUUGCACAUGAGGUCAAUUUUCCUUUGCCUUUAAUGAAUCACCUGGUGCACUAAGAUAUUCCACCCCCCCACUCCCCACACGCUCAUUCGCACCCAUGCUGACACCUAUGUGUACAUGCGGGAUGGUGCCCAUGCACGCCUGUGCUUACACACAUGCACACACAAAUAUGCACAGAACACACAUCUGUAUGUGUGUUAGCAAAGAGACUCCUGAACUCCCUCUGAUGGCUGAAGCCAUCUCUCCCCUGUGAGGCACAGGUGGCCUGGGUUGCUUGCACUUGGGGCGUGGCUGGGAUCUAUUGUCUGAGAGGGUGAGGACACCAUGCAAAUUUAGACAAGCCCAUGAGAUCAGGCUGGGCCCAUGGUGAAAGUCCCACACUUAGUCAAUACCCACUCAUCUGGAAUAUUGUCUCCACAGCCCCAGCCACAGCUGGAAGCUCAGGCCUGCAGCUGUGGAACUCUAGAUUUUUUCAGGACACGUCUCUUUGCCCUUGUUUACAUAUCUAUUGGCACAGCCGAGGCUCCCAACCGUCCUCCCAGACACCUGGCCACAUUAGAAAGGGGUGGUGGGCCCUGCCCUUUCUAGAAAGAGUGGGACCCUUUCUGGCCUGUGAUUUUCCGUGCCAGUGAUGCCAGGGCCCCUGCCUGUGGGACUCCACCCAAAGCAGGUUCACACCAGGACACACCUGGCACCUUUGGCAUUGCCUCCCUGUGCCCUAAGCAAUCUCCCGGUGUUGCACCCAGGAGCCCAUGCUGGGCACACCAGGGCUUUCCCCUUCCUGGCUGCGCCUCCAGAGUUGACGUCAGCUCCACACCCACACUGCCAAGACAAACCAAAAAGAUGCUCUGGGCUCCAGAACCACCAUCCUCCUAGGGCUCCAGAGAGUUUGCAAACCCAGGCUGCCUCCCCUUCUGUCCAUCCCUUACCCCCUGGCCCCCAAAACUCCUACCCCCAAACCUGACACUGCCGUGAUUUAGAGGAAACAAGGACACAGCGGGGGCUGCCCCACCUGGUGCACGCUGCCUCAAGGCCUUCUGUUGCUGCCCACGCCUCCCUGGGCAGUGCUUCUAAAGGUGCCAGAGCCUCACCACAGUGCCACUCUGGCUGGGCAGGGGCUUCCCUCAGCUUCCCAGAGUGCACAUCUGAAGGUGCCUACCCUGGGUGAGGGGCUGGUGGGCAGGAAGGUAAAGGGGAGACCAUCUGAGCAGCCGCCACCCGCUCCCCAGUGCCUCUGUAUGGCCCUAUCCAGGGACACCCAUGGGCAUGCGCACAUGGCAAUCCUGACCACCACCUGAGCACAGGUGCCCCCUCGGGACCACCCCCCUUCUCUUUGUUUCCAUCAGAAUAACCAAAAGCAUUGAAACGUGUUACCUUUCUCCAUCCAUCUAGACUCCAGAAACAAAAAUCAACACAAAUCUUUAUUUUUUGAUUUAAAAGAUAUAACAAAAAAUUAUGGGGAGAGUAUUCAUUAUGGCAGGUGUCUGUCUGUAAGAAAAAAUAUAUAUCUCUAUGUCAUAUAGCGUGUUAGCAGGUUUAUUUUUUAAAUGAAAGGUAAGAAAGAAAUUGAUUUGAAAUAUAUACCACGAGAAGUCCCGUGUCCUGUCAAACUGUCAGUAUUUUAUAAAUAAACUUUUUUUUUUGGA
This is a messenger RNA of Pan troglodytes (chimpanzee), 10390 nucleotides long. It is a transcript of the gene SDK2, whose product is annotated as sidekick cell adhesion molecule 2. The transcript is spliced from 45 exons. Lineage: Eukaryota; Metazoa; Chordata; Mammalia; Primates; Hominidae. The record is from RefSeq and is a predicted model, not a curated record. Gene Ontology annotation, molecular function: protein binding. Bases 125 to 6643 code for a protein of 2172 amino acids. Gene Ontology annotation, biological process: cell-cell adhesion.